Manis pentadactyla (Chinese pangolin) is the source of this 2107-nucleotide messenger RNA. RefSeq names its product collagen type XXV alpha 1 chain (gene COL25A1). The coding region runs from base 9 to 1973 and encodes 654 amino acids. The transcript is spliced from 37 exons. The record is from RefSeq and is a predicted model, not a curated record. Lineage: Eukaryota; Metazoa; Chordata; Mammalia; Pholidota; Manidae.
CAGCCACGAUGCUGGUGAAGAAACACGCAGGGAAAGGAGGGGGCCGGGAGCUGGGUGCCGAGGACCCCGGCCCCACUGGACAGCGCUGUGCCCGGACCGUGCCCCCGUGCGCGGCCCUCGCAGCCCUCCUGUCGGUGGUGGCCAUAAUGUCUUGUUUGUACCUGGGGGUGAAAACCAACGAUCUCCAGGCGAGGAUCGCCGCUCUCGAAUCCGCCAAAGGGGACCCUUCCGUCCGUCUGCUUCCUGAUUGCCUGGAUCAGCUCAAAGCAGUGGUGCAUGAGAAAGUGGAGCGACUUCUGGCUCAGAAAUCCUAUGAACAUAUGGCUAAAAUAAGAAUCGCAAGAGAAGCACCUUCAGAGUGCAACUGCCCGGCAGGCCCUCCGGGGAAGCGAGGUAAGAGGGGCCGAAGAGGAGAGUCUGGUCCUCCUGGUCAGCCUGGUCAUCAGGGCCCUCCUGGUCUAAAAGGUGAUAAGGGAGAACAAGGUGAUCAGGGACCUCGGAUGGUGUUUCCUAAAAUCAAUCAUGGGUUUCUCUCUGCUGAUCAGCAGCUCAUUAAACGCCGCCUGAUUAAGGGUGACCAAGGGCAGGCUGGUCCCCCAGGCCCUCCAGGCCCUCCAGGCCCAAGAGGGCCUCCUGGGGACACAGGGAAAGAUGGCCCCCGCGGAAUACCAGGAGUGCCCGGUGAACCAGGGAAACCAGGAGAACAAGGCUUGAUGGGUCCUCUGGGGCCUCCAGGACAAAAGGGUUCUGUUGGAGCACCUGGAAUUCCAGGGGUAAAUGGGCAAAAGGGUGAGCUUGGGUUGCCUGGAGCAGGAGGACAGAACGGAAUACCAGGACCAAAGGGAGAACCUGGAGAACAAGGAGAAAAGGGAGAUGCUGGAGAGGAUGGCCCCAAAGGUGACACAGGCGAAAAGGGUGACCCUGGAUCGUCUGCUGCAGGAAUUAAGGGAGAACCUGGAGAAUCUGGCCGUCCAGGGCAGAAGGGUGAACCAGGGCUUCCUGGGCUUCCUGGACUUCCGGGGAUAAAGGGAGAACCAGGUUUCAUUGGUCCUCAAGGAGAACCAGGCUUACCAGGGUUACCAGGAACAAAGGGUGAACGUGGGGAGGCAGGGCCUCCUGGAAGAGGGGAGCGAGGGGAGCCUGGGACCCCUGGACCAAAGGGGAAACAAGGUGAAUCAGGAACUAGAGGCCCAAAGGGGUCAAAGGGUGAUCGUGGAGACAAAGGGGACUCUGGAGCCCUGGGACCGAGGGGUCCACCUGGCCAAAAGGGUGAUCAAGGAGCCACCGAGAUCAUAGACUACAAUGGCAACCUCCAUGAAGCCUUGCAGAGGAUUACCACCUUAACUGUCACGGGUCCCCCUGGACCACCUGGACCUCAAGGACUGCAAGGGCCAAAGGGAGAGCCAGGUUCUGCAGGAAUUCCAGGAGCUGAUGGAGAGCAGGGACUCAAAGGCUCAAAGGGAGAUACGGGGGACCCAGGUAUGCCAGGUGAAAAAGGAGGAAUUGGACUUCCUGGGUUACCGGGUGCCAAUGGGAUGAAAGGAGAAAAAGGAGACUCUGGAUUGCCAGGUCCUCAGGGACCUUCCAUCAUAGGCCCACCAGGCCCACCAGGUCCCCAUGGCCCACCAGGCCCCAUGGGACCCCAUGGACUUCCUGGACCAAAGGGUACAGAUGGCCCUAUGGGACCCCAUGGCCCUGCAGGUCCCAAAGGAGAAAGAGGUGAAAAGGGAGCUAUGGGAGAGCCUGGACCCAGAGGGCCCUAUGGUCUGCCUGGGAAAGAUGGAGAGCCUGGUCUUGAUGGCUUCCCUGGUCCACGAGGCGAGAAGGGUGAUCUCGGAGAAAAGGGAGAAAAGGGAUUCCGUGGCGUUAAGGGGGAAAAAGGGGAGCCAGGCCAGCCUGGCCUCGAUGGGCUGGAUGCCCCUUGCCAAUUGGGACCAGAUGGAUUACCCAUGCCCGGCUGUUGGCAAAAGUGAUGACUCUAACCUUCCGAGCAUGAAGUUGUGUGUAUAUAAUGGUCCACUUUUUAUAUUUAUAGUUGAAAAUCAAUUACAGAUUUUACAAGUCUGAGAUAUGUUUACAUAUAGCUGCUUCUUCCUGUUUGCAGUAG